This is a messenger RNA of Lethenteron reissneri (Far Eastern brook lamprey), 1016 nucleotides long. Its product is annotated as histone H1.5-like. Gene Ontology annotation, molecular function: DNA binding; structural constituent of chromatin. NCBI's taxonomy places the organism in Eukaryota, Metazoa, Chordata, Hyperoartia, Petromyzontiformes, Petromyzontidae. The record is from RefSeq and is a predicted model, not a curated record. Gene Ontology annotation, cellular component: nucleosome. Gene Ontology annotation, biological process: nucleosome assembly.
AAGAGGCGAGGCGAUAAAAGCGACGUCUUGAGAUGGCGGAAACUGCUCCUGCUCAACCACCAGCUGCGGCUACUUCAGCGCCUAAAAGCCCCAAGAAGAAGCGCGCCGCUCCAAAGGCCAAGAAGGUCGGCCCCAGCGUGUCCGAGCUCAUCCUCAAGGCUCUGGCCAGCAGCAAGGAGAGGAACGGCGUGUCUCUUCCUGCGCUCAAAAAGUCGCUUGCUGCCGGAGGAUACGACGUGGAGAAGAACAAUGCCCGCGUGAAGUUGGCCAUCAAGAAGCUCGUGGCCAAAGACGCCGUGGCGCAAGUGAAGGGCAGCGGCGCGUCUGGCUCUUUCAAACUCAACAAGGAAAAGGCUGCCGCAAAGGCGAAGCCCAAGUCGUCAACGGCAAAGCCCGCAGCUAAAAAGCCCGCGGCAGCCAAGAAGGUGAAGAAGCCCGCGGCAGCCAAGAAGACCGCGCCCAAGAAGUCUCCCAAGAAAGCAAAGAAGCCCGCGGCUGCCAAGGCGGCCAAGAGCCCCAAAAAGGUGAAGUCGGCUGUUAAGCCCAAGAAGGCGGCGAAGAGCCCAGCCAAGCCCAAGGCUGCGAAGCCCAAGGUCGCUAAGCCCAAGACCGUCAAGGCCAAGGCCGCCAAACCCAAGGUGGCCAAGCCCAAGAAGGCCGCGGCCAAGCCCAAGAAGACUGCGCCAAAGAAGUGAAUCCGAUGGGACGACCGACGCUCGAUUCACUCCACCUCAACGGCUCUUUUCAGAGCCACCCACUUCGUUAAAAAAGUGAACCAGAUGCUGCUGCGCUUCAAUUAGUUCAAAUUAACUGUGUAACAUUUCACCCACUCGAUGUGUUUUAAGCAUUGAUGUGAUGGGAGUGAUCGAGCCCGAAAGCAGGGAUCACAAACACAGGCGAGGCGGGUGGCAGCUCCCUCACUCGAACUGAGUGCAGAGUAAUCUCAGCGACGUCAGCAUUCUCGCUGGCGAUUCUAAUCUAAAUCCAGAUUCAAAAUGAUGCAUUCUUGACGAACA